This is a messenger RNA of Aptenodytes forsteri (emperor penguin), 4484 nucleotides long. RefSeq names its product early B-cell factor 1 (gene EBF1). The coding region runs from base 33 to 1364 and encodes 443 amino acids. The transcript is spliced from 12 exons. Gene Ontology annotation, biological process: regulation of transcription by RNA polymerase II. Gene Ontology annotation, molecular function: DNA-binding transcription factor activity, RNA polymerase II-specific; RNA polymerase II cis-regulatory region sequence-specific DNA binding. NCBI's taxonomy places the organism in Eukaryota, Metazoa, Chordata, Aves, Sphenisciformes, Spheniscidae. The record is from RefSeq and is a predicted model, not a curated record.
UAGUAUAUGAAGGCCAAGACAAGAACCCAGAAAUGUGCCGAGUUCUGCUCACGCAUGAAAUAAUGUGCAGCCGCUGUUGUGACAAGAAAAGCUGUGGCAACAGAAAUGAGACUCCAUCAGAUCCAGUGAUAAUUGACAGGUUCUUCUUGAAAUUUUUCCUCAAAUGUAACCAAAAUUGCCUAAAAAAUGCAGGAAACCCUCGAGACAUGCGUCGAUUCCAGGUUGUGGUAUCUACAACAGUCAAUGUUGAUGGCCAUGUGUUGGCAGUGUCAGACAACAUGUUUGUACACAACAAUUCCAAGCACGGGCGGAGAGCUCGAAGACUCGAUCCCUCGGAAGGUACGCCUUCUUAUCUGGAACAUGCAGCUACACCAUGUAUCAAAGCCAUCAGUCCAAGUGAAGGAUGGACUACAGGAGGUGCCACUGUCAUCAUCAUAGGAGACAAUUUCUUUGAUGGGUUACAGGUCAUAUUCGGCACCAUGCUGGUUUGGAGUGAGCUGAUUACUCCUCAUGCCAUCCGCGUACAGACGCCUCCCCGACAUAUCCCAGGGGUUGUAGAAGUCACAUUGUCCUACAAGUCUAAGCAGUUUUGUAAGGGAACGCCUGGAAGAUUCAUUUACACAGCUCUGAACGAACCCACCAUUGACUAUGGUUUCCAAAGGUUACAGAAGGUUAUCCCCCGGCACCCUGGUGACCCCGAACGCUUGCCAAAGGAAGUAAUACUUAAGAGGGCUGCUGAUUUAGUAGAAGCACUCUAUGGUAUGCCACAUAAUAACCAGGAAAUAAUCCUGAAAAGAGCAGCAGACAUCGCAGAAGCACUCUACAGUGUCCCCCGCAAUCACAACCAGCUCCCCGCCCUUGCUAACACGUCAGUCCAUGCAGGAAUGAUGGGAGUGAAUUCCUUUAGUGGUCAACUAGCUGUCAAUGUUUCUGAAGCCUCACAAGCCACCAAUCAGGGUUUUACUCGCAACUCAAGCAGCGUGUCACCUCAUGGCUAUGUGCCAAGCACCACCCCUCAGCAGACAAAUUAUAACUCUGUCACAACAAGCAUGAAUGGCUAUGGGAAUGCUGGAAUGUCAAAUUUAGGCGGUUCUCCAACCUUUCUGAAUGGAUCUGCUGCCAAUUCUCCCUAUGCCAUUGUGCCAUCAAGUCCGACAAUGGCCUCCUCCACUAGCCUCCCCUCAAACUGUAGCAGUUCCUCUGGGAUUUUCUCCUUCUCACCAGCCAACAUGGUCUCAGCGGUGAAACAGAAGAGUGCUUUUGCACCUGUCGUGAGACCGCAAACUUCUCCUCCUCCCACCUGCACCAGCACCAACGGCAAUAGCCUGCAAGCUAUAUCUGGCAUGAUUGUUCCCCCCAUGUGAAAGAAUUGCCUUGAAGAAUUUUAUUAAUGAAGAGGUUGAAUUCUGCUUCAGAGAGAAUCUGAUACAAGUCCCAGAGUGGAACUUUUUACUCAGGCCUUUUUAAAAAUAAAAAAGAAAUAAAGAAGAAUCUUACAAUAACUGCGGAUUUUUAAACAAAACAAAAAUCACCAUCCUUGCAAACACUGAAAUUAACAAUCUACAGUUGCAAGGUGUUGAUUCAAGUUGUCCAUCCCAAAUACCUGGGAGAUAUAUUUAUUGUAUGUUGGUAAAAAAAAUCCACUUUUUUUUUUUUUGCGGGGGUGGGGGCUUGCUUUUUUUUCCUUCUAUUUUUUGUGGUUUUUUAAGGCUUGAUUUAACUCCACACCAUUUGUCUUUUAUAAAUCAUACAAUUACACAAGGGCUAGAGAUGGAACUCCACAUUUUUAAUUUAUUAUUUUUUUAAAGCUGUGUAAAGAAAAAAGAAGUGGUGCCAUUUAAAUACAAGUCUGUAUGGGACAGAAUAGAAGUGCCAGUUAGUUUUUUGUAGAAGAAUUAUGGCCAUUUAAUUAAGGGUCGGCUCAUACAGGUUGCUUAUCCAGUGGUGACUAGGUAAUAUGGUGCAUUUUUAAUGUUCUAAUUAAAUAGAUAUCACUCCCUAGAAAGCUGAUAUUUUUGGAUGGCAAGGGCGGGAUGAGGGGUGGGAUUAGUAACCUCUGUCUUUAGUAUCAGGCUAAAUAAUUGUGUAAAUAAUACAAUGAGAAAAGUUGGUGAAAGCAAAGGUAAGGAUGCAAAUAACACAUUUCCUCUUGAACUGAAAAUCCAGUGCCUCUAGAUGUAACGCUAAAACUGCAGAAUGAGAUGAGCAUGGCCCUCUCAUGAGCUUGUCUAUCAGACUCUUUCCAAAUGAGUGGCCUUCUUGAAGUUUAGUGUCACCUGAGCUGUGCAUAAAAUGCCGUUUGGAUUUUGCAUAGCUGUCUAACGGCACAGCCUGCGGCCGUCACACGUGGGGCGUUUUCGGCGUAGCCCCUCUCCCCUUGAUCUAUUUGUUUUUGUGGGGCAGAAUGAGAACAGACUCGUCUGCGGUUCUGCAGCCUCACAAUCUAAAAGCACACGUUUUCGUCAGCCUCCCACUAGGAUUGUUCCUGUAUCAGUCGACCCUCUCAGUUUGUAUCAUAAUAUAUUAAGCAACAGGUAACUGCUUUUGAAUAGUAAAUGGAAACAUGAGUUUGGGGGGUGGGGGGUGGGGCCGAUAGGAAGGUUUCAAAUCAAAACCAUAGCUUCUGUUUUACAAAAGUUUUGCUAUCAUUAUCUGGGAAGUGUUCUUAAAAACUAUUAGUCAAAGAGGCAGCAAAGCUCUGAAGAUGCAUUACCUGAUAUUUUUUCUUUGCUGUUGUGUUUUGUAUGUAGUUAUAAAUACUGUAGAUUUUUUGUGAUUUUUUGCCAAAGUUGUUGUUCUAUUUAUACAUUUUAAUGUCUUAAGACAGUUUUUCAAUAUCACAAAAAAAGAAUUUUACUGCAUAUUUUGCAAAAAGAGCUCACUACCUUUAGCUUGCACAUACUUGCAAAAUUAAUUAAAGAAAAAAAAAGCUUUUUGUUUCUGUUUUUUGUUUGUUUGUUUUAAAGGGGAUUUUGUAAAAUAUCCAUAUAAAUAAUGUAUUUAUCUUUGGAAUUUGUACAUUGCUUUUUUUCCCCUACCAAUUUUAUUUUAUUGUGUAUGUUUGCUAUGUGAAAAGUGCUGAUUUGUUUGGUCAAUGACCGUUGUAUUAGCUGUUUAAAUGUGAUUUUAAAACAUUUCAUUUAUAGGGUUUUUUUUAGUAUUGUUUAAAACCAUGCUUCCAUUUUUUUUAAUUUCCACCCAAAAGCCAUUGUCUAUUUUUGUAUUAUUUGUAAGUUAAGAAGUUUUUUCCAAUAUAUGGCAAAAAGUAGCAUAUUAUUCUUGUAGCAUUUAGUUAUGUAGAUUUUAAAAAAAAUGUAUCCUUUGCUUUUGAGGCUUAACAAAAACUAAUGCUGUUUUACUCUAUUAAUAUGCAUGGGAUUUCUCCUCUUUGGAGUGACGCAUUUUUGUGCAUUAAAUAUGGGGAGAAACUUCAUAGGACUCAAUGAAAAUACUUUCUUUCUUAAGUCUGCUUGUAUAUUUCUCUGUCUUUCACAUAAAUAUAAACCAGCAGAUUGGAUGCCUUAACAAUGCAAAUCAUAUUCAUUUCACUUGUACAUUGUACUGUGCACCAGAACUGUCAAUCAUCACUAACAUUCUAAGAAAAAAAAAAAGGAAUUGAAAAGCACAAAAGAACUGUUUUGUUACCUUAAAACAAUAUAACUUUUUUCUAGUCGAGCAAGAAAUCAUUUACAACGAUGCUGCAACUGUGCAUGCUUCCUGUAUGAAUUUUGCAAUGGUUUUCACUAGAAUGUCACAGUGUGAUCUUUGGGGGGAAGGGAAGAAAACAGGAUUUUUUUUUUUCGUGGUGAGAAAAUAAAAGAAGAGAAAACUGGAAAAUGUGAGAGACAUCAGUUUAUUGCUUCUCUGUAUUCCAAGCGAUUAUUCUAAUUCACAUAGUAAGCAACAGCACGACAAUGUAAUCAAAUUUAAAGCCAUAUUUUGUCCAGUGACACCAUCAAUUACUCUUGCAGAGCUCCACUCAAAGUCAUAGCGAUUUUGACACCAGUGUUAGCCAUCGAUGUUUGUAGUCUUCUACGCCAGUGUCCAAAGAUCCUUUGACAAUGUGCAUAAUUUUGUUUUGUUGCAGCUAUUUAUAGUGAUCUGAUGAAUGGGAAUUUAUAAAAAUCUCCCCCGCACCACCCUUAUCUUUUACAAAGUAAAAGAUGCAGCUGUUUACAGAAUAUGGCUUUAAGUGGAAACAUUCAGAUUUCAGUUUUAACAAGGUGAAGCUUCACAAUGACUGGAUUGCAUAAAGUAUGCCUAUUUCCUCACAGUUGUACUAGGAUGCAGCUAAAAUGAAGUCAUCUCUGAAACUACUAACCUUUCACCUUCUUAUCUAAAUCUUUUUGAAUAGACACACACACUGUACAGUUCUAUUGUUAGAGAAACUAACUACUGUAGAGAUUGUUAUAAUUUUUUUGCAGAAAUUCAAGCUGUAAAAACUUUUCAACUUUCACAAUAUUUAAUUAAAGUUACUUCCUGUC